UUCGGCUAACUAUAGCUGGGAGUCAUUUUUUUUUACUAAAAAACACGAAUUGUAAACUUUGAAAAUAUUUUCCUUACUGUUGGGACAGAAUGGAAACACAAAACGAGCAGAUUUUAGAUUCGCCAUCCAAAAACAGUUACAUUGGGAGCUACUACCAGCCUCCAGACAGGAUAUUAUCAGUAUCGAGACAGCUGGAGUUUCCUGCACAACCAUCUUCCAACAUGGAUCGAACUGCCAGCCUUCGGUCUCCGACUGCACAUAAUAUUGAUAGCAAAGCUGUUGUAGAUGCACUGAAGACUCUCCAGGAGAAAAUUAAAAGGCUUGAGCUGGAAAGAAAACAAGCAGAGAAGAAUUACCUUCAGUUCUCCCAUGAAGCUCAAAAGCACCAGCAGGAUGCAUCAUCACUGUCAGCCAGCUUUCUUGGAACCGAUGAUUCAGCCAGGAAAGAGGUGGACAUGAAACUGCAAUCAGCAGAGGCUCGCUGUAAAGUUCUGGAGAAGCAGCUGGACUACAUGAGGAAAAUGGUGGAAAACGUCAAGAAGGAGAGAAAUGUUCUGAUGGAAAAGGAGGUUUCAUUGCACAGCCAACAAAAGAGCAUCUCAAAUAACCAAAUUCAGAGCGAGAAGCUGGAGAAGCUAGAGUCUGAAUAUUUUAAACUGAGCCGAACCCAAACUCUUGCAGAGAUGAAGCUUUCCAUUUUGGAGCAGAAGCUGCUUAAAGAAGAGCAUGAGCGUAAACUUGUUCAGGAAAAGGCAGAUGAGCUGCAGAGGGAGGUGGAUACCAACUUUCGAUUGGUUGUGUCAUCUACUGAAGAAACAAAGCCAAAGAAGAAAACUAAAAGGACCGUUGGGAAAUCACUGAAACAGAAUGAGCUGGCUUCAGACAGCCCGAGGCACACAAGAAUGCCCUUUGUUGCGGGAACAUCGACGAGUCCAAGCCAUUCCGUUCAUGCAAACAUUCAAAGCAUCCUCCACAUGAUGAAGCACCACCAGCCCCAGCUGUGUGAGAGAGUGGGUGCCCUGCACAGGUCUGGAUGUGGAGCCAAGAAAAGCCUCCACAAGGACUUUUCUACAUCGUCCACUGCUUUCCAGAAGCCUGUCAGUCCAUCUGCUGAUCAGUCACUGAGCUUGUUGUCCGACCUGCUCUUGGCUCUGCAGGAUGAGCUCGGACACAUGAGCUUUGAGCAUCAGGAGUUGAACCAUCAGAUAGAAGCAACCCAGCAGGAAGAGCAGAAGAAGGACCUGCAGAAAGACUUGGAAAGGCUGGUCACCAGGAUGGAGGAGAAGGAAGCUCAGAUCACUAAGCUACGCAAACACCAGCAGACGGUCCAUAAACUGACCCAGAGUAUGUCACAUGAUGAGGAACACACAACCUCAAAGCUGAGUGGGAUCAAGCCACCUGUUCCCUCGCCCGUUAAGACUAAGAAAAAAGGAAAGAAAGGUACGGGGACUCAAAACAACCUGCAGCUCCUCAGAGAGACCCAAAAGUUUAGAAACAGCCUAAAACAGGACGACCUCUCCUGGGAAACAUGA
Messenger RNA from Nematolebias whitei (Rio pearlfish), 1532 nucleotides. It is a transcript of the gene cep57l1, whose product is annotated as centrosomal protein 57, like 1. The record is from RefSeq and is a predicted model, not a curated record. NCBI's taxonomy places the organism in Eukaryota, Metazoa, Chordata, Actinopteri, Cyprinodontiformes, Rivulidae. Gene Ontology annotation, molecular function: microtubule binding; identical protein binding; gamma-tubulin binding. Bases 90 to 1532 code for a protein of 480 amino acids. Gene Ontology annotation, cellular component: centrosome. The transcript has 11 exons.